AUGUCGAUAAACCACUACUCCAUGGACCUUCCCGAAACAACACUAUGGUGGCCCCAACAACAACAACCCAUCUUAAUGGAACCAACCCCAAACCCCUCCUCCACUUCCUGGCCCUCUGCGGACCCUCUCCGUCUCAAUCUCAACCACCAAAACGACGACUUAGAAGAAGACGAGGAAGAGGAAGAAGAAGACCAAACGACAACCACUGGACAGGAGCAAGAAACCGAAGACGAGAAGGAACCCAUGUUCGAGAAGCCUCUAACUCCCAGCGACGUUGGGAAACUCAACCGCCUCGUAAUCCCGAAGCAGCACGCCGAGAAGUACUUCCCGCUCAGCGGUGGCGGUUACUCGGCCGAGUGCAAGGGGCUUCUACUGAGUUUCGAGGACGAGUCCGGGAAGUGCUGGCGGUUCCGCUACUCUUACUGGAACAGCAGCCAGAGCUACGUUCUCACCAAGGGGUGGAGCCGCUACGUCAAGGACAAGCGCCUCGAUGCAGGCGACGUCGUUUUGUUCGAGCGCCACCGCGCCGAUUCCCACCGCCUCUUCAUCGGAUGGAGGCGCCGGCGACAAAGCGACACCCCGCCGGCGCACGUUAGCGGGAGGGCGGUGGGGCACGGGAAGAGUGGCGAUGGAAAUAGUAAGAAUGAGGGUGCUGCUACCAGUGGUGGUGGUGGUGGUGGUGUGGUGUGGACCAGAGGGCUCUAUUCUGCGCAUCCUUAUCCUACGCAUCAUCCUCAUCAGCCCUUGCCAUACCAACAUGCAGGACAAGAAGAUUUAAAUAAUUACAUUCUUGUGGAAGUGCGUGAAGUUUACCUUCCAAUUAAGUGGGAGAAAUGUGGUGUGUUAUAUGGGGAAUUGCGAGGAGGCGAAUACUUUGUUUAA
This is a messenger RNA of Sphenostylis stenocarpa, 882 nucleotides long. Lineage: Eukaryota; Viridiplantae; Streptophyta; Magnoliopsida; Fabales; Fabaceae. The record is from the annotation of a GenBank genome assembly.